This is a messenger RNA of Exophiala spinifera, 1137 nucleotides long. RefSeq lists its product as uncharacterized. The record is from RefSeq and is a predicted model, not a curated record. Lineage: Eukaryota; Fungi; Ascomycota; Eurotiomycetes; Chaetothyriales; Herpotrichiellaceae. Gene Ontology annotation, cellular component: cytoplasm. The transcript has 3 exons. Bases 1 to 1137 code for a protein of 378 amino acids. Gene Ontology annotation, molecular function: saccharopine dehydrogenase (NAD+, L-lysine-forming) activity.
AUGGCAACGACAUUACAUCUUCGCUCAGAGUGCAAGCCUCUCGAGCAUCGCUCAGCUCUCACCCCAACCACUACAAAGGCUCUGCUCGACGCCGGCUACAAGAUCAACGUUGAGCGAAGUCCAGAGCGCAUUUUCGACGACUCCGAAUUCGAAGCUGUAGGCGCAACUCUCGUGCCUGAGGGAUCAUGGGUUGAUGCUCCGCAAGACCAUGUCAUCGUCGGUCUCAAGGAGCUGCCCGUGGAUAAAUUCGCAUUGAAGCAUACGCAUGUCCAGUUUGCGCAUUGCUACAAAGGCCAAGGUGGCUGGCAAGACGUCCUCUCCCGCUUUCCCCAGGGUGGCGGCACCCUGCUUGAUCUCGAGUUCCUCCAAGAUGAUACCGGCCGACGUGUCGCCGCAUUCGGAUACCACGCCGGCUACGCUGGUGCAGCCCUCGCCGUGGAAGCAUGGGCUUAUCAACUGCAACAUCCUGAAGCCGAGAGCAUGCCCUCCGUUUCGAGUUACCCCAACCAAGACCUUCUCCUGAAGGAUGUCGGCGCGAGAUUAGCCGAGGGUGAAAAGAUCGCCGGACGCAAGCCUCGAGUUCUGGUCAUCGGCGCCCUUGGCCGCUGUGGCCGUGGAGCCGUCGAUCUGUGCAAGCAGGUUGGCAUCCCCGACGAGAACAUCUUGCAGUGGGACAUGGCGGAAACGGCAAAGGGGGGCCCGUUUUCCGAGAUUGUGGAAAGCGACAUCUUCGUCAACUGCAUUUAUCUCUCCGAUCCAAUCCCACCUUUCAUCAACAAAGAAUCGUUGUUGUCAGAGAAGAGAAAGCUGAGCGUCGUGUGCGACGUAUCCUGCGACACGACGAACCCUCACAAUCCGGUGCCGAUAUACACCAAGAACAGCACGUUUUCGAGUCCGACGAUCAAGGUUGAAGGUUACGAUAACCCGCCACUAUGUGUCAUUAGCAUUGACCAUUUGCCUUCUCUGUUGCCUCGGGAGGCCAGCGAGGCAUUUAGUGAGGCUCUGCUGCCAAGCCUGCUGACACUGAAGGAUCGCAAGAGCAGUCGCGUCUGGCAACAAGCAGAGGACCUAUUCAACGCCAAGGUCGCUUCUUUGCCCGAAGCCAUGAGGACAGCUGUGAAGAGUGUUACGGGAUGA